Molecule: messenger RNA, 2730 nt
Organism: Peronospora matthiolae
Lineage: Eukaryota; Oomycota; Peronosporomycetes; Peronosporales; Peronosporaceae
Source: the annotation of a GenBank genome assembly
AUGGCAGGUCAGUGGACGUUGCGACGUCGAUCCCUGCCGUUCCUUGAGCGUACUCCUUUCAGCCUACCUCGUCACUUUGGUAUAUAUUCUCCAACCCCUAAUUCACGAGUGCGCAAUGACGCUCGAGGCAACACACGCCAGUCGCCGAUGGAUGAACCGAAUUCCAAGUGGGAGUUCAAGCAGCAGGUGGACGAGAAGAAGCGACGCGCUAAGCGGAAAGCUCCGAAGGAUCCGCUUGUGUUCACGAACAAAUUCCAGAACUUGUUGAGUUUCGCGUUCGAAGACGUGGGCAGCGAGCAGUCAAAAAAGCUGCCGCCAAAGCCGCACCUUGUGGACAAGAAACAUGCGUCAUCACUUGAACUUCUGGGGGCUAUUGGAGCUGCUAGCAAGGAGGAGGAAAGUCUGGAGCUCAGUUUGGCUCAAUUGGGAUUGGACACUGAAGAUGAUGGUGAAGAGACGUUUCUGAAGAGACAAUCGCGCGAGCGUCCGAAGCCGCGAAAGUUUAAAUUGUUCUCGGAUGAGAACGAUCCGUCCAUGGUCUUGGCGGCACUAGGAAUCCCGUCAGCUGGAGAUGGAGAUUAUCGCACAAAAGUAACGGCUGUGGCCGGCAGCCGAAAGGCGAUCAAGCUGAACACGAAGCGGAAGAAAGGAACGCGCAACUUGCUGAAGAAUUUCCAGUUUGAAAAUAGCAUUUUUGACUCGACAUUGGAUCUGUUCGGGGACGUGAAUUGGGAAGAUCCUGACGACCGCGAACAACGACGCUCUCAGAGACAACAGCGGAAGGAAGCCAAGCGCAAGCCGAAGCAAGUAGUGCCUGUUCAGGAAGUCGAGAUCCCGACGUCACUUACGGUUAAAGAUCUUGCUGAGCGCAUGAGUGUAAAGACGCGCGUGGUCUUUCGCGCGCUCAAGGAUUUGGGUGAAAAUGGAUUAAGUGAAGAUUCAAUGGUAACUAGUGACAUUGCAGAGCUGGUGGUCGACUCGCAGAACAUGAUUCCGGUCUUGCUUCCGCCUGAAUUUGUCGAUCUAGAGCUGACAUCGCCGCCGGCGGAUUGCUCCCCUUUUCCAGUUCGACCACCUAUUGUGUCGGUGAUGGGCCACGUGGAUCACGGGAAAACUACGCUCCUGGACGCCUUGCGAAAGUCGAACGUUGUGGACACUGAAGCCGGUGGCAUCACACAGCGGAUUGGUGCAUUUUCGGUGGAUCUGGGCAAGAAGUUCAAGUCACACUCGAAGGUCACGUUUAUUGACACACCUGGUCACGCGGCAUUCAGCAACAUGCGGUCACGUGGCUCAGAGCUCACCGAUUUGCUCGUUCUCGUAGUAGCUGCAGACGACGGUGUGCGCCCUCAGACUGUGGAAGUUGCACGUCUGGCACUUAAAAACAACGUGCCGCUUGUGGUGGUAGUCACGAAGAUGGACAUGCACGAACAUGACAAGAAUGAGGUCACCAAUCGUCUUGGAACCGAGUUGUUGAAGCAGGGAAUCGUAGUUGAGGGUAUGGGAGGAGAAACGCCUAUGGUAUGUGUGUCAGGCAAAACGGGCGAGGGACUUGACCAGCUUAAGGAAACUAUCGCUCUCCACGCUGAAAUGCUGGAUCUACGUGCUGACACUGAUGUAGCGGGUGAGGCUAUUGUUCUCGAGGCAAGUGUGGCACGAGGCGUCGGCACUCAAGUAGAUGCAAUUGUGAAGUGGGGCACGCUCAAGCAGGGUUCAUUUGUUGUGUCCGGACUAGAGUACGGAAAAGUUCGUGCUCUCGUCGACCAGGCGGGUAAACGUGUGAAGCAAGUGGCUCCUGGCCACCCCGUGAGAGUAAUUGGAUUGAAGGGAUUGCCUGAAGGUGGUAUCGCUUUGCUGUCCGUACCCACCGAAGAUCGUGCUAAGGAAGUCGUGGCAGCGCGUCAGGCCAUGCUCGACUGGGACCAAAUGGCGAAGGCCGAUGACGAAGAAGUGGAGGCCCAGAGUGAUGACGGUACGCUGACGCGCCGUCGCCGUUUUGGAGGUGCGCGUCGAAAGUGGGAGCAAGUGGAAAUAAGACGACGCGAGGCUGUUGAGGAAGCCAAGCGCGUUGCAGCGCUUGGACCUGGGGACGAAGGGUACAUUGCGAAUGUGGUUCCAAUAAUUGUCAAAACGGACUCGGUUGGAGUUAUGUCCGCUAUCGACGAGCUCAUUGCAUCCUUACCGAGCGAUGAGGCAGCGAUAAAGUGUAUCAUGUCUGCUGUUGGGCCCGUCACGUCUUCUGACCUUGCAAUGGCUCAAGCUACCGGUUCUACUAUCUACUCAUUCAAUAUCAACCAUGCUGCCUCUAUCGAUCAAGAGGCAUUGCAGAAGGAGGUGACCCUGCGUCGACAUCGAGUAGUGUAUAGUUUGCUGGACGAUAUCAAGGAACUGUUGCAGGAAAAUCUCAAGGGUGUGGUUGUGCAUGAAGUGGUCGGCCAAGCGGAAGUGAUUCAGUCCAUUCCUAUCUCCACGUCGGCAACGCGCAGUACUAACAUCGCGGGUUGCAAGGUCACCUUCGGCUCACUUAACAUGCAGGCAAAGUACCGACUGGUGCGUGACGGUGAUACAAUUGUCGAAAAUGUGGACAUGGCGUCCAUGCGUCACUUCCAGCAAAAGGUAUCGGAACUGAACAAGGGUCAGGAGUGUGGACUUCAGCUUGUGGGCACGGACGACUUUCAACCUGGCGAUGUGCUCGAGGCGUACACGACAAAGGUGGUGAAGCCCGAGAUAUAG